UAUCGGCUGUUAAAAGUGGAGAAAUGGAAGCUGUGUCAGGAGGUUUCCGGCUUCAGCUGAUGCAAUUUCCCUGCCGCCCCACCCGCUGCGAGAGCCGCUCUAGGAGAGACGGCUAGUUUCUUCGGGGCGUUUCCCUGGCGCCGUUGCACGUGCAUCUUUUGUCCUAUGGCGUCCGCCUCGGCUCAAGCUGCAGCGUUGAGCGCCGAACAGGCCAAGGGUGAGAAACCUUUUAGUUGUCCGGUGGGCUUUUUGCUAAGAGUGCGAGAGGAAGAACCGGGCCGAGAGACAUGGCUGCAGCUUCGCUGGGAAAUGCGGGUGCCCGUGGUCCUGGCCGAGGUGAUCCAGGCGUUUUCGGCCCCGGAGAACGCCGUGCGCAUGGACGAGGCUCGGGACAACGCGUGUAACGACAUGGGCAAGAUGUUGCAAUUCGUGCUGCCCGUGGCCACGCAGAUUCAGCAGGAGGUUAUCAAAGCUUAUGGCUUCAGCUGCGACGGGGAAGGUGUCCUUAAGUUUGCCCGCUUGGUCAAGUCUUACGAAGCCCAGGAUCCCGAAAUUGCCAGCCUGUCGGGCAAGCUGAAGGCGCUGUUCCUGCCGCCCAUGACCCUACCGCCCCACGGGCCUGCUUCGGGUGGCGGUGUGGCCGCUUCCUGAGGGUUGGCCCUCCCGUGGCACUGCUGGGGCAGGGAAGACCCCGGUGUUCCGGAGGAUAUAAAUGUGCCUAUGACUUCGC
This is a messenger RNA of Kogia breviceps (pygmy sperm whale), 730 nucleotides long. RefSeq names its product chromosome 12 C12orf57 homolog (gene C12H12orf57). The record is from RefSeq and is a predicted model, not a curated record. Gene Ontology annotation, biological process: post-embryonic development. NCBI's taxonomy places the organism in Eukaryota, Metazoa, Chordata, Mammalia, Artiodactyla, Physeteridae.